Molecule: messenger RNA, 1524 nt
Organism: Tricharina praecox
Lineage: Eukaryota; Fungi; Ascomycota; Pezizomycetes; Pezizales; Pyronemataceae
Product: P-loop containing nucleoside triphosphate hydrolase protein
Exons: 3
Coding region: 138-1337 (399 amino acids)
Cellular component (GO): mitochondrial outer membrane
Molecular function (GO): ATP hydrolysis activity; ATP binding
Source: RefSeq, a predicted model, not a curated record
CGACAGCGCUCGAAGAACUUCGUGGCAUACAUAACAUUCACCCACCCCCCCCCCCCAGUAGUCAACAUCACCACGCUCUUCUUUCAACCACAACCACCACCACUGCAUACAAACCCCGACUCACUUCCAUCGCCACAAUGACUUCCGGCACCGGUCGCAAAUCCAAGCUACUGGUGGACAUCCUCUGGGUAGCCGCGGCACAAGUGUCAGCCUACUACCUAAUACGCUGGCUCAUAUCGUAUCGCGAUCCCGAGCGCGAAAAGAAAGCGGCCGUGAAGAAAAAGUCGGAUGCGAUCCUGCGGCGACUAGACGCGAACGGCGGCGCAACCUCAGCCGGCGGGAAGGUGGAAAAGCUCGUGCUCAACUCCUACGAGCAGACCAUCCUGACCGAGGUUGUCGCGCCCGAGGAUAUUCAUGUUUCUUUUGAUGAUAUCGGUGGGCUGGAACCAAUCAUCGAGGAGCUGAAGGAAAGCGUGAUCUACCCGCUCACGCUCCCGGGGCUGUUCUCGAGCACGUCGACGCUGCUGUCCGCGCCCAAGGGAGUUCUGCUCUACGGGCCGCCAGGCUGCGGCAAAACGAUGCUUGCGCGGGCGCUCGCGCGGGAGUCCGGCGCCUGCUUCAUCAACCUGCACAUCAGCACGCUGACAGAGAAGUGGUACGGCGACUCGAACAAGCUGGUGACGGCGGUGUUCUCGCUGGCUAAGAAGCUGCAGCCCACAAUCGUGUUCAUCGACGAGAUCGAUGCGGUGCUGCGCUCGCGCAGCUCCACCGACCACGAGGCGAGCACUAUGGUCAAGGCCGAGUUCAUGACGCACUGGGACGGGCUGCUGUCGACGAACUCGUCCGGCACCCCCGCGCAGAUCAUGAUCCUCGGCGCGACAAACCGCAUCCAGGACAUUGACGAGGCGAUCCUGCGGCGCAUGCCGAAGAAGUUCUCGAUCAACCUGCCGGACGCCGCGCAGCGCCGCAGGAUCCUCGGCUUGAUCCUCAAGGACACGAAGCUCGCCACGGAGGACUUCGAUCUCGAGGAGCUCGUUGCGAAGACCGCCGGCAUGAGUGGCAGCGAUCUUACCGAGGCCUGCCGCGACGCCGCGAUGGUCCCCGUCCGCGAGUACAUCAAGACGAAGGUCGCGCAGGGGCGCAAGGUCGGCGAGGCUGGCCUCGGGAGCAUCAACCGCGAGGAAGUGCGCGGCGUCGCAACGUCGGACUUCUUCCGCCGUGGGGCGGGCGGGAGGAGGCCCGUCGAGGAGGAGAUCGAGGCGUUUAGCAGGGUCGUUGGAGAGGUCGAGGAGCGACUGGGGAAGGCGAGGCGCAUCGAGGAGGAGAGGGUCGAUUGAUUAUACUAUCUAGACUAAGUAACUUAGAGCGCAUGUUUUUUUGUUGCUCCCCUUUGCCUUCUUGCUUUCUUUCGUUGGGUUGUCACGUUGGGUUGGGUUGUCACGACCGGUUUGAUGAGAUGAGAUGAGGGACGGGAUAUGUAUUAUACACGCGUUUACCGCGACAGUUCACGACGGCGAGCGGGGG